This is a messenger RNA of Colletotrichum godetiae, 846 nucleotides long. RefSeq lists its product as uncharacterized. Bases 1 to 675 code for a protein of 224 amino acids. The transcript has a single exon. Lineage: Eukaryota; Fungi; Ascomycota; Sordariomycetes; Glomerellales; Glomerellaceae. The record is from RefSeq and is a predicted model, not a curated record.
AUGUUCAACACUCUGCGACUCGUAGCAACACGGCUUUCCAGCCCCCCGACGAGUGGAAGGAUGGUCUUAACCGCACUCAAGGCCCAGCCGAGAACCGCGAGAACUAUAGAGCCACACAACCGCUAUCUCAUCAACGUCACAAAAACACUCACAGGACCUGAUUCAUCAGCACAAGACAGCCUUGGUUCCUCGUUUAGCGACAACCAAAGCAGAUAUGGCAGCCCUCACCAAGAUAACCCAUUCCGAGGCUUCAUACGAGAUUCGAGAAAGACCAAGAUGGGCUACAAGUACGAGUCGCCCAGAAGGAAUGCCGGACAACAAGUAACAUCUCCGACCUCCUUCAAGUCGUAUCUAGCAUCCCUUAGGAAUUUUAGAAGUCUAUUCACGCAAGUCGUCGAGGUCCUUGACAACCCGAGAGAAUAUGCAAUCAACCAAUGGACAGAUCGCGAGGAGGGUUUUGAUGGGCUGCCGCAAGGCCAAGACGAGAUUUUAAGACGGCUUCGGGCUGUGGAAAGGCGCCAGGAACUUCAUACAAAUAUGGUGUAUUGCGUUAUGAGUGGGUUUGUGCUCGGGACUGCCCUUUUGAUUAUUGCGGCUGUUGCUGCUAGCGAGAUCGGAGACAAGGGGAAUAGCAAAAGAGAGCCAGCGGGAAAAGAUGGAAAAGCUCACUACUAGGUAAUGAGGUUUACCUGAUAUGAAUGCAUUCGCGGAUGUACUAGAUACCUGGGAAGCCUGCGAGACCGGAGAGCCUGUCAAGAGAAGCAAAGGCAAGAGAAGCACGGAUCAAACAUGCACUCAUGCUGGUGGUUAGGGUGUCAUAAUAACAGUCACAGCAUCAUUCAAACA